Quercus robur (English oak) is the source of this 1088-nucleotide messenger RNA. RefSeq lists its product as uncharacterized. Gene Ontology annotation, biological process: positive regulation of transcription by RNA polymerase II. Gene Ontology annotation, cellular component: nucleus. The record is from RefSeq and is a predicted model, not a curated record. The transcript has 2 exons. Gene Ontology annotation, molecular function: protein binding; transcription cis-regulatory region binding. Lineage: Eukaryota; Viridiplantae; Streptophyta; Magnoliopsida; Fagales; Fagaceae. Bases 170 to 940 code for a protein of 256 amino acids.
UCUCUUUUACAUAUUCUAUCAUCUCGCUUUUGGGGUUCUAUUGCGUUGUGGGAGUGACUGUCCGUGUGAGUGUGUCCUCUUAAAAACCCUAUAGAGAGAGAAACAGAGAAAGGAAAUUAUCAGAAGAAUUUAGAGAGAAUCAAAAGUAAAAGAUAUCAUCAUAUUCAUCAUGGGUAAGGGCAAGGAUCGUGGGAGCGGCACUGGCGAGACCGAGAAUCUUCUUCACUCGGCUGCUCGGUCGGGUGACCUGAAUGCGGUGCAGUCCAUCUUGAGCACCAACAACCCUUUGUCCAUCAUCGUCAAUUCUAGAGAUAAGCACUCUAGAACUCCACUACAUUUAGCUGCAUGGUCUGGCCAAGCAGAGGUGGUGAGUUAUCUCUGUAAGCACAAGGCUGAUGUUGGUGCAGCCGCCAUGGAUGAUAUGGGUGCAAUUCACUUUGCUGCACAGAAGGGACAUUUAGAAGUCAUACGAACUCUGCUUUCAUCUGGAGCCUCCAUUAAUGCUUUUACUCGCAAGGGCUUGACUCCUCUACACUAUGCUGUCCAAGGAUCCCACCUGGAACUUGUUAAGUACUUGGUUAAAAAAGGUGCAAGUCUGAGUGCCAAGACAAAAGCAGGGAAGACUCCAGUUGAUCUUGCUAACAAUGAAGAAAUUCUCUCCUUUCUGGAGGAAUACGAAAGGUCAUCUAAGAAAAGAGAUCUUCAUGGUAGACAGAAGGCUGGAGAAUCUAAUUCAAAGCCAUCUAUGCAGGAAAAGGAAGAGAAUACUGGUGAUAAAUCUCCUUCAGUUGUACAUGAUGAACUAGAGAAUGAAAAGGUGGAGAUGAAGGAUGAUGAAGAUGAUAGGAAGGAGGCCUCGUCAGAGCCAAAAAAGGCACGAAUUGCACUCAAUCACCUUCUAACUGCAGAUGACGAUCUAGAAGAUGAAGAAAACUUGUGAGGCUAUACAACAAUUGUGGUAGAGUGACUAUAUAACAACAUUAUGAAUUUUGCUUUGUACAACAUUAUGAAUUGCUUCAUUGUAUUACUUUCUGUAAUAGGUUUUUCUUCUUAAUUUCAUUGUUAUAUUAUGGUUUUCUUCCCACCAA